UCUGUGUCGCCUCACAGCAGAAAGAUCCAUCCAUCCAUCCAUCCAUCCAUCCAUCAUGACCUCUUACGUGUCUCGCUCUUCCUCCAGCUCCAUGAGGAGCUCCGGCGGCUCCCUGACCGGUGGCUUCGGUGGCGGACGGAUGUCAUCGGCCAUGAGGGCCGGCAGCGUGUACGCAGGCGCCGGCGGCGACGGUGUCCGCAUCUCCACGGCCGGCAGCGGCCUCAGGGCGAGCAUGGGCGGCGGCGGCGGCAGCUCGUCCUCCUUUAGCUACAGCGUGUCCGGCGCCAACGACAGCGUUAUCGGCAACGAGAAGUUCACCAUGCAGAACCUCAACGACCGCCUGGCCACGUACCUGGCCAAGGUGCGCUCCCUGGAGAAGGCCAACGCCGAGCUGGAGCUCAAGAUCAGGCAGUUCCUGGAGAGCAAGGUCGGCCCGUCCGCCAGAGACUACAGCGCCCACUACGCCACCAUCUCAGACAUCACCGCCAAGAUUCAGGCGGCCGUCAAGGCGAACGGAGCCAUCCAUCUCAGCAUCGACAACGCCCGGCUGGCUGCAGACGACUUCAGGGGCAAGUAUGAGAACGAGCUAGCCAUGCGUCAGUCAGUGGAGGCCGACGUCGCCGGGCUGAAGAGAGUCCUGGACGAGCUGAAACUGGCUAAGAACGACCUGACCAUGCAGAUCGAGGGUCUGAAGGAGGAACUCAUCUUCCUCAAGAAGAACCACCAAGAGGAGCUGCUGGCGAUGCGAGCGCAGAUGAGCGGUCAGGUCCACGUGGAAGUAGACGCCGCUCCGGGACAGGACCUCAACAAGAUGAUGGCCGAGAUCAGAGAGUACUACGAGGGCAUCACUGCCAAGAACCACAAGGAGCUGGAGGCCUGGUUCAAGACCAAGUCGGAGACACUGACCAAAGAGGUGACCACGACGACGACCACGCUGAACACCACCCGGUCGGAGGUCACGGAGAUCAAGCGGACGCUGCAGUCCCUGCAGAUCGAGCUGCAGUCCAUGCUGGGCAUGAAAGCGUCGCUGGAGGGAACUCUGGCCGAGACACAGAACCGCUACGCCAUGCAGCUCUCCGGAUACCAGAUGCAGGUGAGCAGUCUGGAGGAGCAGCUGGCCCACCUCAGGGCUGACCUGGAGAGACAGGGACAGGAGUAUAAGAUGCUGCUGGACAUCAAGACCAGACUGGAGAUGGAGAUCGCCGAGUACAGGAGGCUGCUGGACGGAGAGAGCAGCAGCGUCAGCACCAAGUCAUCCACGAGCACCACGACCAAGCGCGUGGUGACGGUGGUGGAGGAGGUGGUCGACGGCAAAGUGGUGACCUCUUCAACCUCCGCAUCCACCUCUGUCAAGACCUCCUGAGCCAAUCAUCAUCAUCAUCAGUCACUGGUGUGGAGAAUCUGAUGUUGAAACAAUAAAAACGAGAGUCAAAAUU
Molecule: messenger RNA, 1436 nt
Organism: Perca fluviatilis (European perch)
Lineage: Eukaryota; Metazoa; Chordata; Actinopteri; Perciformes; Percidae
Product: keratin, type I cytoskeletal 13-like
Exons: 8
Coding region: 56-1363 (435 amino acids)
Molecular function (GO): structural molecule activity
Source: RefSeq, a predicted model, not a curated record